Verruconis gallopava is the source of this 1904-nucleotide messenger RNA. RefSeq lists its product as uncharacterized. Lineage: Eukaryota; Fungi; Ascomycota; Dothideomycetes; Venturiales; Sympoventuriaceae. Bases 22 to 1563 code for a protein of 513 amino acids. The record is from RefSeq and is a predicted model, not a curated record. The transcript has 5 exons. Gene Ontology annotation, molecular function: monooxygenase activity; oxidoreductase activity, acting on paired donors, with incorporation or reduction of molecular oxygen; iron ion binding.
UGGGCCCCAAGCGGAUUCAAAAUGGUGGCAAAACUAUCGCUGUUUAGUAUCGCCUCGGAAAAUCCGCUUAUCACCGUGGCAUCACUGGUUGUAUUUGCUAUAGUUACUUGGCUUUUUCAGCGAACCAUAUAUCGUUUGUAUUUGCAUCCACUCGCUAAAUUCCCAGGUCCGCCAGCGGCUGCUGCCACAAGAUUAUGGAAGGGCUAUAUCGAAUGUGGAUUGCGCAUUUCCUUCUGCCAUUUUCUCGAGGAGCUUCACCGCAAAUAUGGGGAAGUGGUAAGAAUUGGGCCAAACGAGCUCCAUUUCUCCAAUCCACAGGCAUACCAUGACAUCUACAAUAACAAAAAUAGAUGGGACAAGGAGAAACAGGUGUAUCACAGUAUGGGUGAGGAUAGAUCCUCCUUUGGCUUUCUCACGUACCAGGAAUCAAAAGAGCGCAAAGACGUUAUGAAAAAGAUGUUCUCCCCGACAGCCCUCUCCCAAGCCCAUGGUUUGAUUGUGCAAAAGCUUGAUGCAUUUUGCAAAGCACUGGAACGACAGAGCAAGUCUGGAAAACCUGCAGACUUGUUCUUUGCCUUCCGAUGUCUGACUAUGGAUAUCGUGACAUAUCUAUCUUUCGGUGCCUCUGUGGAUGCGAUUGAUUCACCAGAUUUCCAUGCACCACUGCUCGAAGCCAUGGAUGCUUCCAUUGACACCCUCAUGCUUUUUAGGCACUCACAUACGUACAAGGAUAUGAUCCUCAAUUGUCCCCCGAAUAUCGCAAAAGUUGUUGCUCCAGCUACACGUGGACUCAUAGACAUGCAGCAGAUGAUCAAAGCGCAAAUCCGAGAUUUAGUAAAUGAUCCGGAAAACCUGAAUCAUCUGCCACACAAUAUGACAAUAUAUCACUGCUUGCUAGACAAAGAGGCUUACCGUAACAACAAAGUGCCUUGUGAAGGAAGCCUUUACGAAGAAACUCAAGCAUUGAUGUUUGCAGGAUCAGAUACUACUGGAAAUACAUUCUUAGUGGGAUUUUUUCACCUGUUAAGAGCCAAAGACAGAUAUGCGAAGCUUAAGGAAGAGGUCGAAGCUGCAUGGAAAGCCGCUGGUUCAUCAGGACCUGAGGCACGCGUUUUCGAGUCUUUGCCCUAUCUCAAUGCCGUCAUCAAAGAAGCUCUACGGUUAAGCGUUGGGGUUACCACUGGUCUGCCUCGUAUUGUGCCAAAAGGAGGUGCAGAGAUUGCUAAAAUAUCUGUGCCGGGCGGUACAAUCGUCUCAUGCGGUGCAACAUUCGUGCACUACAACCCUGAAAUCUUCCCCGAGCCUUUUGAGUUCCGUCCUGAACGUUGGAUUAAAAAUCCCGAGCUUGAAAAAUGGCUAGUUCCUUUCUCUCGAGGCCCUCGAAUGUGCCUGGGAAUGAAUCUGGCCUGGUUGGAAUUACGCCUCGGCUUUGGGCAUAUCAUUCACAAAUUAGAUAUGGAGCUUACUCCAGACAGUCCUGACAAACUGCUCUGGAGGGAUUGUUUCCUCCCAUUCUGGCUUGGCCCUCAUGUUUACGCUAACGUGAAGCCUUUGAAAACGUGAAUAAACCAUUUCAUAGAGUUUUGUAUGGUUUAAUGCUCAUGAAUGAUUGGAGAAAGAGCAUUGAUUCCAUGGAACUUAUCCAGCGGCGCGAAUUUCGUGUACUUGACCUUCGGACAAAUCCGGUGCAAUCAGAAAUCCCACACUUAGUUUCGUCCAUAGUCUGAAUUAUUGACUAUUGGGUAACGGAUCACCGAAGGUUUCUUUGAUAAAGAGAGGUAAAGCAUUGUACCGUGGAAUAUGUUAGGCACAGUGUUCCUGGAUGUACAAGGUUGCAGCAACUUCGGGAGAGUAUGGAUGUCUAAAUGGACUCUGGUAUGUAUUGUGGCCUAUGAUUUUCAUCU